Molecule: messenger RNA, 840 nt
Organism: Humulus lupulus (European hop)
Lineage: Eukaryota; Viridiplantae; Streptophyta; Magnoliopsida; Rosales; Cannabaceae
Product: protein ALP1-like
Exons: 3
Coding region: 1-840 (279 amino acids)
Source: RefSeq, a predicted model, not a curated record
AUGCAUCAAAUAGCUUAUGAGAGUGAUGUCAUAUGUUUUGAUCAACUUAGGAUGAAUAGGAAAGCAUUUAGCAAUUUAUGCAUAAUGCUUGAAACUAGGGGUGGGUUAAAAGCAUCUAAAUACUUGCAAGUGGCCAUGUUUUUACAUGUAAUUGCUCAUCAUGUGAAAAAUAGAGUCAUUAGAUUUCGAUUUAUGAGAUCUGGUGAGACUAUUAGCAAGUUUUUUCACAAUGUGUUACAUUCGAUCAUUCGACUACAUGGAGCGUUAUUGAAAAGACUUGAGCCGGUUGUUGAAAACUCAACAGAUGAAAGGUGGAAAUGGUUCAAGAAUUGCUUAGGGGCACUAGAUGGAACUCAUAUUAGAGUGAGAGUACCUAUGGCUGAUAAACCAAAAUAUCGUACUCGAAAAGGUGAAAUAGCUGCAAAUGUCUUAGAUGUAUGCUCCCAAGACAUGCAAUUCAUAUAUGUGUUACCUGGAUGGGAAGGCUCUGCAGCAGAUGGUAGAGUUUUACGUGAUGCCAUACGUAGAACAAAUGGUUUGUGUGUUCCAAAUGAUCAUUAUUACCUUGUAGAUGGUGGAUAUACUAAUUGUAAGGGAUUUCUUGCUCCAUAUCGAGGCCAAUGCUAUCACCUCAACCAUUGGGAAGAUGGGAAUCCUCCCAGAAAUCCACAAGAGUUUUUUAAUAUGAAGCACUCAUCUGCUAGGAAUGCCAUUGAGAGAUGUUUUGGUGCAAUUAAGAAUAGAUGGGCAAUUCUUAGGAGUCCAUCAUUCUAUCCAAUAAAGACUCAAAACCGAAUCAUUUUAGCAUGUUGUUUGCUUCACAAUUUUAUUAGGAGAUAA